UGGUAGAAAAUGAGUAAGUAGGCAUGUAAAAAGAUUCAAUUUUUAUCUAUUCAAUUGGGACCAUUUUUUUGUGCAUUGUGCAAGCUUCUCUCCAUGAACCUUAUUUGCAUCCAAUCCCCAUUUUAUAGAUAAACUAAACAAAUAAGAGGUCAUAAGUAUAUAAUUAAAAAAUGCCAUAUGUGAGAUUGAAGAAUAUUGACUGAUAUCAAUCACCUAAAGACAAAUUUGAAUUCAAUCACUCAAGUAAUGUAGUAUUACUCUUAUUCUAAUUCUUGCAAUUCAAGCUCAGAAUAUAUUCUUAAUAUUGGCUAACUACCUUUGACUAAUAAAUUUAAGCCUCUACUUUUGCAUCAUAUAAGUAUGUAAUGUUUAUUAAAGCAACCCUAUUGAGUAGUCAUUCCACUACUUCUUUUAUUAUUGAUUUCAUUCAGGUGAAAAGUUACUGUCUUGGUUGGCUAUAUGAAAUAGCAAAAAAAAAAAACUUUGUUGCUGCUUGUUGUAAUUUUUUAUAUAUGUUGAUGAGAUUUAGAGGGGGGAAAUUGGCAUGUGAAUUAGACUGGUGAGCUCAGAGAUUGGCACAUGGCAUCUCUCAUUCCCAUGGCUUGUUGAUGUUUUUAAGAGAAUCAGUUGCAGAGAAGGACCACUGAUUAGUGUUGGGGAAACACAACAAGGUUUGUUUUUAAUUACACAAACAGUGGGAAAAGCUCUUAGAAAAUGAGAAAACCCCAGUUCCAUCAAGAAAAGCACCAGCCUACACUGCAAGAAGAGGAGAGGAGGGAGCAAGAGGUGGUGUUGAUGGGAUCACAAGAUUUGUACUCAGAGAGUGAGAGCAUGGAACAGUUCUCAUCAAGUGAAGAUCACUCAUCUGAUAUGGAGCGGAGGCUGGACUGCUCGGAUGGAUCGAUAUCAGACGAGGAGAGCCUCAUUGAGAUAGAAAUCCCAAGUGGCCAGUUUGUGUGGAGUGACAAUAAUGUCAAGUGCUGCAAAGAGUUUCAUAAGGAUUUCUGGGGAGAGAUGAAUGAGUUCAAUGAAGAGGAUGAUAACUUGAUUGAGAUUGACAUCAAGAUGGGAUUCAUCAAGUGUUGAAGGAUCAAGCAAGGGAAGGAACUCAGAUAUGUAUAUACCUCAACUUGUGUUUUUGAUCCAAUUUUAUUUGGAUUUGUAUGAGCUUUGGUCAUUAGUUGAGGUUGUUGUCUAGAGUUGAGAGAGGGAGAGAGGGAUGGAGAGUGGGUAACAGCAUGAGUGGUUUUGCUGUUUGUUUACCAAAGUGUGUAACUUUGAUCUUUUUUUUUAAUUUUUUUUAUUUCAACUAUGAUUAAGACCCUGUUACAAAAGGUAUAAGAUAUUCAAAGUUAAGUAUAUUAUAAAUUCCCUCUUUGUUUCU
This is a messenger RNA of Salvia hispanica, 1384 nucleotides long. The record is from RefSeq and is a predicted model, not a curated record. NCBI's taxonomy places the organism in Eukaryota, Viridiplantae, Streptophyta, Magnoliopsida, Lamiales, Lamiaceae.